This is a messenger RNA of Meriones unguiculatus (Mongolian gerbil), 2137 nucleotides long. It is a transcript of the gene Tsnaxip1, whose product is annotated as translin associated factor X interacting protein 1. Gene Ontology annotation, cellular component: cytoplasm. The coding region runs from base 17 to 2128 and encodes 703 amino acids. The record is from RefSeq and is a predicted model, not a curated record. NCBI's taxonomy places the organism in Eukaryota, Metazoa, Chordata, Mammalia, Rodentia, Muridae. The transcript is spliced from 16 exons.
UGCUUCAGUUCCAGUCAUGGCUGACGUAGAGCCCAAUAAACACAAUUUCUCCAAGUCAAGAACACAAUCUUCAGGAGGGAUGGUGGAAAACAAAGACCUUGAGAAACGCAAGCUUUCUCAGAAGCGAAAGACACUGCCUGUGCAGCUAUCCAUGGGUGGCCACCUGUCCCCAUGGCCCACAUACACCAGUGGCCAGACAAUUCUAUAUAAACGAAAGCCCUGUUCAGAAGAGUGCCGGAAGCGAACCAAUAGCUGGCAGCAGCAGCCCCCCAACAUUGCCAAGCCCAGGUACCUGGAGCAACUAGAGAACCACCUGCGCAAGGAACUCCUCCUGCUAGACCUGGGCACGGACUCUUCAGAAGAGCUGAGGCUGCAGCCUUACAGGGAGAUCUUUGAGUUCUUCAUAGAAGAUUUCAAGACAUACAAGCCCUUGUUAUCCUCCAUCAAGAAUGCGUAUGAGGUGAUGCUGGCUUACCAAAGGGAGAAAAUUCGGUCUCUGGAGCCCCUGAAGGCCAAGAUUGUCACUAUGAAUGAGGACUGCAAUGAGAGAAUCCUGGCAAUGAGGGCUGAGGAGAGGUACGAAAUCUCCAUGCUCAAGAAAGAGAAGAUGAAUUUGCUUAAACUCAUUGAUAAAAAGAAUGAAGAGAAGAUAUCACUGCAGAGUGAGGUGAAUAAACUAAGGAAGAGCUUGGCUGAGGAGUACUUGCGCUACCUUACUGAACGAGAUGCCCGCAAGAUUCUCAUUGGGGACCUGAAUGAGCUUCGGUACCAGCGAGAAGACAUGUCAUUAGCCCAGUCCCCAGGUGUUUGGGGAGAGGACCCUGUGAAGCUAACACUGGCACUGAAGAUGACUCGACAAGACCUGACCCGAAUUCAGAUGGAACUCAACACGAUGAAGGCCAACUUUGGAGAUGUGGUACCCAGGAGGGACUUCGAAAAGCAGGAGAAGACCAACAUGGAACUUCAAGACAAGCUGGAAUGCCUGAGAGCCGACUAUGAAGAGGUCCGGAAGGAGCACGAGAUGCUGCUGCAGUUGCACAUGAGCACACUGAAGGAACGGGACCAGUUCUACUCUGAGCUGCAGGACAUCCAGCGCAUCUCCACACCUCGACCUGACUGGAACAAGUGCGAAAAUAUCAUAGCUGGGGGCCCAGAACGCUGGUUAAUGCUGGCUGAAGGAAAGAACAGUGACCAGCUGGUGGAGGUGCUCCUGGAGGAGAUUGGCAUCGGUUUGCUUCGAGAGAGAGACUUCUUCCCUGGUCUGGGCUAUGGGGAAUCUGUCCCUUCUUUCCUUCACUGUGAUGCCACUGUGGAGAACAAGAAGCCAACCAAGAAGGAGGUGGUGAAUCUCCUUGGGGAUGCCUGGAAGGAGCGACUUGCAGAGGAGCAGAAGGAGCCAUUCCCAGAUUUCUUCUUGAAUUUUCUGGAGCGUCGCUUUGGGAUCAAUGAUGCCAUGGCCUGGGCUUAUACCAUUUUUGAAUAUAUUAAGCUCUUUCGCUCCAAUGAGAUCAUGAGUCAGUUCUAUGCAGUUUUGACGGGAAAGAAAAUGGAGAGUAUAUAUAUCAACUAUAAGGAGACAGAGUCCCAUCUGCUGAAGGAGAUGGCAAAUGCUGACACUCAGAAUGAGGGGUUAAUAUCCAUGGAGCAAUUCAACACCAUCCUCAGGAGUACCUUUCCUCUAAAGAAGGAAGAGCAAAUUCAGGAGCUGAUGGAGGCAGCAGGCUGGGGUCCAGAGAGCACCAGUACAGAAGAGUUCAACUACCGAUUAUUGUUUACUGAGGAUGAGGAGGGCCAGAGUGAGCCAUUUGUGCAAAAGCUGUGGGAACAGUAUGAAAAUGAAAAGGAAGCAUACUUACAGGAACUGAGGCUGGAACUGGGCAUGGAUCUCAUUGAGGAGGUGACCUUACUGAAGAUGCGUGGAGCCCUGCUGGCCAUCGACCCCAGCAUGGACAAACAGACUCUCAGUGCCUACCUGGGCCAGGCCUUUCAGAUCCCUGUGGCAGAGCUGCCACUGGAGGAUGAGGAGAAACUGGAGGAAAUUUCGAUACCUCUUCAGACUGCUUUUGAACAGCUUCAGAUGGCAGACACCAAGCGUGUAGGACCUCGAGAGCCAGAGAUAGCAAGCUAGAACCCCUAU